Molecule: messenger RNA, 2473 nt
Organism: Fragaria vesca subsp. vesca
Lineage: Eukaryota; Viridiplantae; Streptophyta; Magnoliopsida; Rosales; Rosaceae
Product: two-component response regulator-like APRR1-like
Exons: 6
Coding region: 311-1921 (536 amino acids)
Biological process (GO): cytokinin-activated signaling pathway; phosphorelay signal transduction system
Molecular function (GO): protein binding
Source: RefSeq, a predicted model, not a curated record
AUGGAUUACCGGAUAUAAUUUCUUUCCUGGUUUCCACUAACCUGCGCCGCUGGCCGGUGAUCCAACCCUUGACCUCCUCUCCGCCCGCGCAAUCCCAACCGUCCGAUCAGUCCUCUUCAUCUUCUUCAGUACUAGAGGCUUCAGCUCCUGUAUGAAGUGCCGCGACGAUGACGCGGCAGCGGUGGUUGCGCGCUCGCUGUUGCGGUGUGUGAAUGUGCGGACCGGGUUCGACUGAGGAAUCGGAAACCCUAGAAUUUUCAUCGGAGGUUUUAGUCCAUGGAGGUUUUGUAGUCUUGGCUUUGGUUUAGCUAUGGAUCAUCAUAAGGAGCUCAAUUUGAACAAAGGACCUGAAGUUUGCGGCGGCGGCGGCGGCGGUGAGGGGUUUAUAGAUAGGAGCAAGGUGAGGAUUUUGCUCUGCGAUAACGACGAGUCGAGCUCCGAAGAAGUUCUUAGGCUUCUUCUGAAAUGCUCUUAUCAAGUUACUUCGGUGAAGUCUCCUCGGCAAGUGAUCGAUGCAUUGAAUGCGGAGGGACCUGAUAUUGAUAUCAUACUUGCUGAAGUUGACCUUCCAAUGAGAAAAGGGACAAGAAUGUUGAAGUACAUCACCCGACAUAGAGAGUUGAGGCGCAUUCCUGUGAUCAUGAUGUCGGCACAGGAUGAGGUAUCUACUGUUGUUAAGUGCCUGAGGCUUGGAGCGGCAGACUAUCUUGUAAAGCCUUUACGAACUAAUGAGCUUCUGAACUUGUGGACACACAUGUGGAGAAGAAGACACAUGCUUGGACUUGCAGAGAAGAACGUGUUGAGUUAUGACUUCGAUACGGUGGUAUCAGAUCCUAGUGAUCCUAAUACGAACUCAUUCUCGGAUGAUACAGAAGAUAAGUCUCAGAAGAAUGCCGAUCCAGAGAUAUCUGCGGCUGCUGUUGCUGCUGCUACGGAGCCUCCACUGGAUGAUCAAUUAGAGUUUCAGAGUGAUGUUCCAGAAAUAAGUGACCGCCAAACUGGAAAGUUUUCAUCAGGCCCAAAAAAGAGCGGACUAAAGAUUGGGGGGUCAUCUGCCUUCUUUACCUAUGUCAAAUCAAGCACACUUGAGAACAACUCCCAAGUCCAUACGAAGGAUAAUGGUUCUGAACGGUCAAGAGUGGAAGAGACACAUCCAGCAUGUAAACAAGUGGUUGAUGAAUCUCCUCAAGUAGAUGGAAAUGGAGAAGCAUGGGAAAGCUAUUCACAAGAAGAUGACUUUCCAACCAGUAAUAGCAUCCCAGAUUCUCUUUCAUUGGAGAGGUCUUGCACCCCACCUGGAUCAAUGGAACUUCAGCAUCAAAAGAAUAAUGAGGAAGACAGGUCCUCUCAAGUGCCUGAGCAUCCAAGAAACGAACAUCAACACGAUGUUUCUGGAUCGCCUGCCCAGGCUUCGUAUCCUUACUAUAUGUCAGGGGUUGUCAAUCAAGCUAUGGGGUCAUCAUCGACUCAAGUGUAUCAAAAGAAUCUGCAUGACAUGCAAAAUCAUGCCGCAGCUGCAAUUAUGCAACACUACGGUCAUCUACCACACUGCCAUCCACAUGUUAAUGGGAUGACUUCAUUCCCCUACUAUCCGCUCAGUAUAUGCUUACAACCUGGUCAAAUGCCUAACAAUCCUUCAUGGCCAUCCUUCGGAAGCUCAUCCUCCAACGAAGUGAAAUUAAACAAGGUUGACAGAAGAGAGGCAGCAUUGAUUAAAUUUCGGCAGAAAAGAAAGGAGCGUUGCUUUGAUAAAAAGAUCAGGUAUGUUAAUCGUAAAAAACUUGCCGAAAGGAGGCCUCGUGUAAGGGGACAAUUUGUGAGGAAGGUAAAUGGUGUAGAUGUUGAUCUCAAUGGGCAACCUGCUUCUCUUGAUGAUGAUGAGGAUGAUGAAGAUGAGAAGGAUGAUGAAGAGCUUGCAUGAUUUACCGGAAGAUAUUGCUUCUUGAUACUGAAGUCAUCCAUUUUUGCUGGUUAUGAGGCAGACUAUUUUUAGUUCCCAAGUGCAAUAAUUUCCUUGUAGUUGUAGAAUGUUUGUUGAGGAAGUUCCUGCGUCUUGGGGUAUUCACUAAUUGGAUGAUAGGAAUUGGUGCUGCACUUUCCAGCGAAGUGUCCUGAUAGCAUCACCAUAUUGGAUGGAGUUGAUCAAGGAUGCAAACUUCUGGAUAUAAUAUCCAUCAAGUUGAAAAGAUUAGAUCAGUUAAAAGUAUCCCUCUGCUCAUUGUUCAGCAACCCAAGCUCAGAUGUGUCAUGUCUGAGCUCUUCAACUUUUAUUCCAGCAAAAACUGGGUGGAAACCAUUCAUCGUUUAUUCAUCAAAAUCCAAACGGGCGAUGGGUUAGUCUUUCAGAUUUGUUUGUGAUGUUUGAGAUCUCAAAUAACAUUCUUCCUUUCUCUUUUUUGUUUGUAUGAAAUUUUACGUUUCAUUAGGAGUUCAUAAUCCAAGCCUCUUCCGUUUUCUUUAGCUCAGUAAAACA